Mytilus trossulus (common blue mussel) is the source of this 5035-nucleotide messenger RNA. Its product is annotated as zinc finger MYND domain-containing protein 19-like. Lineage: Eukaryota; Metazoa; Mollusca; Bivalvia; Mytilida; Mytilidae. Gene Ontology annotation, cellular component: synapse; membrane; cytoplasm. The record is from RefSeq and is a predicted model, not a curated record. The coding region runs from base 162 to 851 and encodes 229 amino acids. The transcript has 6 exons.
GGUUAAUCGACCGCUAUUUUCCCACGUGGUAUGAAAAACCGAUAACAAUAGAAGAAAUGAAAAGUGUGCCAGGAUAUUGUUAAUAUUCGUCCAAUAUGCCAAAUUAAGGGACAAGUAUUCAUCCUAUUACUAAGUGAUAUACAGAAUUUGAAGACUCACACAUGGCAGGAUUUAAAUUAGGAGUUAUCCGGUUAGGAAAAGCGGCAGGAAAAAUAAAAUAUUCCCUUUUAGACGAACAGGAUGUGUCCUUAAUUAGACGAUAUGGCUUUCAAGCCCACGUGGAUAUGGAUCGAGAUGGUAACGGCGCCAAGAUAUAUGCCUAUGCAUACGACCUGUUAAAAGGAAAGUCCUCGAUGCAGUCACUUCAUAAUAUGUUAUGGGAGAAAUAUCGAGGAGGUAUUGCUCCAGGAUUCAAAGUUGUUCAUUUGAAUGGUAUUACCGUUGACAACAGGUUAGAUAACCUUGCCCUCAUCCCUGAAGAUUUUCCUGUGGAUAUGGUUGAAGAGCCAUCUACAAAAUCUAGAGAACAGAGUCUGUACUGGUUAGCUGUACAGCAGUUACAUAUAGCUCCAUUACAAUGUCAAAACCCAAUAGAAAUCCAAAAGCACAAGUUUUAUGAUAAUAAUGGUCAUGAUGUAUACUUAGAAGAGGACAGUAUUUAUUAUGAAUGUCACUAUCCCCCUUGUACCAACAUGGAGAAACAUAUCAGACAGUUCAGCAUAUGUGGGCGUUGUCAGCAAGUUAGGUAUUGUGGGACAAUUUGUCAACAACAAGAUUGGCCUGUCCACAAGACUUACUGCAUUGAACGACCAGCUGUAGACUCAGACACAGAGAGCUUACCCGAUAGAUGAAACAGGACCCUCUUUUUAAAAUAACAUUGUUUAAAAUCAGUGGACUUUCCCAGAGUUAUCUGCCCACAGGAAACUGCUUCACACUAUAGCUGUUACACUGAAAUCAUGAGUGUAAAACUCUUACAGCAAAAAACAUUCAUUUGAUAAACUUUUUUUUUCAAAGUGGUAAAUUCUGUUUAAGUGUUUUGAUUGUUUCAAAAGCUUUUUAAAUUCUUUGUUUCUAUGUCGCUACAGCAAAAUCAAUGUCUGAAAUCCAAAAGAUAUGCUGGGCUUUAUUCACUUUUUCCUGAAGUUAGCUAGUUCUUGAUUUUUUAAGUGUAAAUUAUUAGCUUUAGAUGGAGGUAAUGAGUUAAAGCUCUUGGACAUUUAAAUUUCGCCAGCAUAUAAGGUAUUUCUGUCCUUCUAACACAUUUUGUUUAAAACAAAUUGUAGUUGUUAUAAUCAAAAUGGACUUGUUAAAACUGCUAAAUAAAAGUUACUUUCAAUCUGUAUAAUUUAGACUUUUGUUACUGUCAAGUUAAAUUAAAAGCUGUUUCAACAAAUGGUAUAGAAAUGAACCACUUUCAAUUGAAUAAGUAAAUAAAUGGUUUUUGUUGUAAGUGUUUUGGAAACCUAUAUACUUUAUAGUGCUUAAUAUCUGCCACUGAUGUCAAUUCUGGUUUCUUUGAAUUUGUUGAAAAAAGGUGACCUUAUUAUGAAAUCCUUAUAUAUAUGUAUUAAAUGUUGAUGCAUUGUUUUGCAGCAAUGAUCAAGAACCUUGCAGCUGAAAUCAUUGUUUAUAUUGCUGUAUGACAAAUGGCAUAAGGAAAGCGGACCUUAAUUUUGAUUUAUCAGUUGAAAAUGCAAAGUUGAAGGAAACCAAAUGAGUAUUAUUUUAUACCUUUAUUUUUAAUGAAAUCUAUAAUUUUUCCAAUUUGAAGUAAGCCAAAUGAGUCUUUUGUAUACUGAUUUGUGUGACUUAAAUAAUUUGAGCACUUUAAAAAGUAAACAAGAAUUAGUUUUCUUUGUUUUGAAUUUGGAAAUAGCAAAUACAGUACAAACAUGAUAAUUUGGUGAAAAUUCACUUCAAUUGACAAUGUUUUAGUGUGAAAACUAAGUAUUGGUUAUUUGUCUUUCUUUCCUCGUAAAUAUUAAUUUAUAUUAUAUGCAAGGGUCAUUCCAGUCAUCUUGUUUCAGAUUGAUUUGAUCACUAUUAAAGCACCAACAAAAGUGGUGUUUGAGUUAAUCAGAAUAAGUGUACUGUCACAUGUGCUGUCUUUAAACAUAAAGGUUCUUGCAUGUUGGUGCUUUUUUCCUUGAUAUUUGCAUUGUCAUUGCAGAUGAUUGAAUAUUUUAUAUUUUCAUUGAAGACAUUAGUUCAUUUGAAUUUUCAUUGCAUAUGAUACAAUUUCUUUGCAUUUUUAGUGCAUAUGAUACAAUAACUUUGCAUUUUCAUUGCAUCAAGAUUGAAUUACUUUUCAUUUUCUUUGAAGAAGAUUGUAUCAUUUGCAUUUUCAUUUAUGAUUGGAUCAUGUUCAUUUCACCUUCGUAAAGAAUUAAAUGCUUUAAUAUUUUUUUUGUUGCUGGUUUGUGUGUUAACAUUUUAUUUAACAAGAAUCUAAUUUUAAUGUUGUUAUAGUAACAGAUUUAACUCUUCGGUGUUGCACUUUAUUUUGUUUAUUUACAUAAUAUUAAUUAUUUUAUUUUAUAUACGUACAGUUGUUUAUUUUCGUUUGUCUUUGAUGCAUUUUAAAUGAGAUAUUAAAUUGGCAUAAACAUGCCACAUGAUAAUUAUGAAAUAUCACUUGAAGUCUGGAAUAUGUAUAUGUAUUUAAUUUUAAAGUUAUGAAAUUUUAUGUACAAAAUGUAUAUUUAAAAUUUUAUGAAAUAUGUGGAUAUUUAAAUUUUCAAAGACAAACUUCAUUUAUUUAUUAUAUUUUGUUGCUUUAAUAUGAUGCAUGUGUUUUAUUGUGUGUAAACUAGUCAUAUAUACUAAAGCCAACUAAUCAUGCCAUUUGAUAACAUUAUGUCUAAUACGCUAGUCAGAUUUUUAUACUUCUGUCUCUUGUUUCUGUUUUUACUGACUUAGGACAAGUCAUUUUUAAAUAUACCUAUUGUGUAUAUUUACUUCUUUGAUUUAUGUUACAAACAACUAAAGGGCAGGGUGCUCUCCCAGAAUUCUAAUUAUGUUGAAUCACUUUAAUUCGUCCAUAGAUUAUAAUUGUAAAUUCUGAAAUUAACGCAUGCAUUUAAUUUUGCAAUUUUUCAAGAAUGAAAUAUAUUAUUUGCAUGGAUUUGUUUUAUAAUGCAAUUGAAUUGAUUUUGUUUAAGACCAUACCCGUAGCAAGGGGGGUUUCGGGUGGUUUGGACGAAGCCCCCCCCCCCCCUUGAAAACGAAUAAGCACUGUUAAAGUCAAUGUUCUGUUUGAAUUGUGACUGUUAAAGUUGAGUUUGUGAGUCCAACGAACCCCCCCCUCGGAAAUUCCUGGCUACGGUCCUGAAGACAUUUUAUUUCUUUUAUUUGUUUAAGAAUUGAACAGCAUAAGAUUCAGGUUAUAUAAAAAGAAAAAAGUUUAGAUAUGGCUGUUUGUUAAAAAUAAAAAGUUAUGCAUAGAAAUCCAAUUCAUAGUUUUUUUUUAAAGGGAGAUAAUUUGUUUUGUUUUUGUUCUCAAAUAAACAGCCAUUUUGGAUUCUUGUAAUCAGACAUUUUUUCCUGCUUAAUAACUUCCAAGGAACAAAAGUUACAAAAAAAUACAGUUAUUUCUCACUUUUCUUCUGUAAUUUAUUCUGAAGUUUCAUUUUGACUUAGCAAGAUUUUGUAAUAUAAAAAUCAGCAUUUAACACUAUUAAUGAUAAUUAUUUUCCGAUAUAUAGUUAUGAAUAAUUGUUGUGUUUUACUAACUCUGCCAUAUAUGUUUGAUGUGUAGUGUGCCAUUAACAAAACUAGUGCAAUAUAUAAACAGACAUUCCAAACAAUAGCAUUCCAAUACAUGAUUACAUAGAUAGUAGCAGAUAUACAUGGAAAAUAUACAAUCAAAUAUACAAAAUGGUGACAAUAUAUUUUAGAGAAUUUGAACUUAGAUUCUUUAUCUAGCCUAAAUAAAGAAUCUAAGUUCAAAUUCUCUAAAACAUGUCUAAAAUACACAUUACCUAGACUAGGUAAUGUGUAUUUUUUGUCGUAGGUUCAUGUUAUUUUUUUAUUUUUUUUAAGAUUGAUAUGGACACAACUCAGGAUAGCUCAGAGACAUUAGUUUGAAAAGUACUGAUAAUUUUUCCUUAACAAAAUUGAUCUUCUGAAUUCAGUCAUUUUAUGACCAAAGAAAAGUAUAAACGCAAAUAAACUUUCUAUAAACCCAGCUAACUUUAAGUGGCAGAUUGAAGGGGAGGGUUCCAAGAGUUGGAACCCCUUUUUGGACAGUCAAUGUUUGGUUGGGAAAACACCUUUUUAAAAUUGCUGGAUCUGCCCCUGACUUUAAUUUUACACAUAAACUCUUACAAAUUUGUAAUUGAAUAAAUAAAUUAAAAGGUUUUACUUCAUACACCUUAUCUGAUCAUAAUAUGAAAUUACACAACAUUUUCAUGACAUCACGAAUCAGUUGAAGGUAUAAGGGACCCUGUUUAAACUAUGUUUUUCUCAUAAAACUUUUCAAAGAGACAUGUUUAAACCUACGGUAUUAUUACUUUGAAAAAUUGGUUCAUUAAAUAUUUAAGUAUUUGAAGUUUCACUUUCUAUAUUUUUUCCUCCUUUCGCUCAUUAGUGACGACCUUUGUUUUUGUAACACUUGACACACACAGGAAGUCGUCUAAGUGAGUGUAUUUCCUGGAAAAGAUUAAAUAAUGAUAAGGUGUAUACUGUCAUUUUAAAAGGUCAAAAUACAGUAGCCGAUACUUCAUAAAAUUUUGAAAUAAAAGUAUCAACUAAUUUUUAGUAUUUACUUUAGCAGUAAAUACUUAAAUUAUGAGUGACAUUUUUCCUGGUAAAAAUUAUUACAUGUAUUAAAUAUAUUUUUUCUGUACACUACACAAAUCAAAUGGAGAUUACACAAAACAAUCUAAAUCAUUGUAACCCUUUCAUUACCAUUUGAACUGAAGGUGCAGACGUUUAUAAAACUGUUAUAUUCUGUUUAUUUAUUUAUGUUGGUAAUCAUAGUAACCGUUUAUUUAACAUAUUUACUUAUGGUUUGAAUAAAUUAAUUUUGUAUUAA